AAACCGAUCCAUUCCUACAUUCUUCUAACCAGUCGUCAAAUAAUCAUAAUCCUAAGCCAAAUAUAGUACUUAUAACCACAUAAUCCUGGUCUUAAUUAAUCCCAAACCGAGAAAAACAAGAAUCCGUAGAAAACAAAUGCAAACCCAUACUGGCUCAAUGGAGUCUAUUGUUUCGGAGCUCGAAGGAACACUUCUAAGGGAUCCUGACCCCUUCUCUUACUUCAUGUUGGUAGCAUUUGAGGCGUCAGGUUUGAUACGGUUUGCCGUGUUGUUAAUGAUGUGGCCGGUGAUCCGGUUUCUGGAGAUGAUAGGUAUGGAGGAAGCCGGGCUUAAACUGAUGACUUUUGUUGCUGUUUUUGGUGUUCCGAAAUCAGAGAUUGAGUCCGUGUCUCGUGCAGUGUUGCCAAAGUUUUACAUGGAUGAUUUGGAUACGGAGGCUUGGAAAGUGUUUAGCUCAUAUGAUAAGAGGGUUGUGGUGACUAAGAUGCCAAGGAUUAUGGUGGAGAGGUUUGUGAAGGAGCAUUUGAGAGCUGAUGAAGUUAUUGGCAGUGAGCUUCUUGUAAACCGAUUUGGGUUUGCUACCGGCUUUGUUAAAGGUGAAGUUAACAUAUACAGUCGAGUGGCCAAGCUGUUUGUGGAUGAGGAACAACCGACAUUAGGGUUGGGAAGGCCUUCAUCAUCUGGUUCUUCAUUUUUAUCCCUAUGCAAGGAACAAAUCCACCCACCACUUAUGAUCGCCAACAAAAAGCAUGAUGAACAGCAAGUCCUCCGACCACUCCCGGUGAUCUUCCACGACGGCCGACUAGUCAAGCGCCCUACACCUUCAACCGCCCUCUUAAUCCUCCUAUGGAUGCCCCUAGGCAUCUCACUUGCCUUCAUUCGCCUAUUCAUGGGAUUGAUAUUGCCAAUGAGGGCUAUACCCUACAUGUCUCAACUAUUUGGUGGUAAAGUCAUUGUGAAAGGCAAACCACCACCGCCCUUCUCCGGUGGAAACUCAGGCGUGCUAUUCGUCUGCACUCACCGAACCCUAAUGGACCCCGUUAUACUCUCCACCGUACUCAAACGUAGGAUUCCAGCAGUCACAUACUCAUCUCGACUAUCAGAGCUCCUAUCCCCAAUCCCCACCGUUCGAUUAACUCGUGUUCGGCACGUCGAUGCUGAGAGAAUCAAGCUUGAACUAACCAAAGGGGACUUGGUUGUUUGCCCCGAAGGAACGACGUGCCGUGAACCUUUUCUUUUGAGGUUUAGUGCACUCUUUGCUGAGCUUACAAACCGAAUCGUCCCGGUGGCCAUGAACUACAGGGUAGGGUUUUUCCAUGCAACGACAGCAAGGGGCUGGAAAGCUUUGGACCCCAUAUUCUUCUUCAUGAACCCUAGGCCAGUUUACGAAGUUACGUUCUUGAACCAGUUGCCUGUGGAAGCCACGUGUUCAUCUGGGAAAAGCCCUCAUGAUGUUGCGAAUUACGUGCAGAGGAUCUUGGCCUCCACGUUAGGGUUUGAGUGCACCAACUUCACAAGGAAGGACAAGUACAAAGUGCUUGCUGGGAACGAUGGGACCGUUUCGUAUACUUCGUUUGGCGAUCAGUUUAGGAAGAUGAAUACAAAAUGAAUAAUGAAUGGUAGCAAACGAAGCGUUUAAUGCAAAGAAGACAAAGAGGCGUGCGAUGUGACAAAAUGAUGAUGACGUGUUGGACAACAAACCGGUUCAAAUGAUGACGCAGCUCCUUAGCCGUAACCACGUUGCAUCUUCGGCCGAGCCGCCACUCACUCGUAGCUCGCUCCGGUUGGAUUGCAAAUUAGCAAUAGAUCAGAAAGUACAAAAAUGUGGACGAAUUUUUAAUACAAACAAUAUUAUCUAUAUUAAAAGAAGAGGUGUGGGCUUAGUUUUGUAAUGAGUUAACAAUAAUAUGAUUUUAUUAUCUCCAACAUAAUGGGCUUAGCCUCAUAUUGGCCUAACAAUAAUAUGAUUCAAAUU
Messenger RNA from Malus domestica (apple), 1975 nucleotides. RefSeq names its product glycerol-3-phosphate acyltransferase 5-like. Gene Ontology annotation, molecular function: glycerol-3-phosphate 2-O-acyltransferase activity; phosphatase activity. Lineage: Eukaryota; Viridiplantae; Streptophyta; Magnoliopsida; Rosales; Rosaceae. The record is from RefSeq and is a predicted model, not a curated record. Gene Ontology annotation, cellular component: membrane. Gene Ontology annotation, biological process: cutin biosynthetic process.